Erythranthe guttata (spotted monkey flower) is the source of this 1564-nucleotide messenger RNA. Its product is annotated as protein BIIDXI. Gene Ontology annotation, cellular component: plasma membrane. The record is from RefSeq and is a predicted model, not a curated record. NCBI's taxonomy places the organism in Eukaryota, Viridiplantae, Streptophyta, Magnoliopsida, Lamiales, Phrymaceae.
GGUUUAUUUUGCAGAUUUUCCUAUGAUUUCCCAAUUAAACAUUUGCAUUUUGUAGCUUAAUUAUUAGAGUGAGAACCAUUAAUGAACAGCCAGCUCGAAUCUUGGAUUAAAGUACAAUUCCUCUCUCUACUGUCUACACUCUACACCACUCUCUCUAUUACUUUCUCUCUCUCUCUCUCUCUCUCUCUCUAUACAAGAACUGAACUGUAGUACUGCACUCAUCACUCACACAAACACACACCACACACUGGUUUUUAGAGAGAGAAAGUUAAGGGAGUGUUUGGCAUUUUAAGAUGGUUUUGAGCUCACCGAAAUGCCUUUGGUUCUCACUGUCGGUGUUUGCCUUUCUCUUAGCUUUCUCAUCUGCUGCACUAGUUGAAGAUGGCGCGCUUGUGAAUGGCGAUUUUGAAACCCCACCAACCGGCGGCUCCUCUUCAGGCGGCGGAGUUUCCGACGGCGCCGCGGAGAUCCCCGGCUGGAAAACGAACGGCACGGUGGAGGUGGUGGAGUCCGGGCAGAAACAGGGCGGGAUGAUACUCAUCGUGCCGCAGGGGGGACGCGCGGUGCGGCUGGGGAACGACGCCGAGAUCAGGCAGCAGGUGAAGGCGGAGAAGGGGUCUCUCUACUCCGUCACGUUCAGCGCGGCCCGCACGUGCGCCCAGCUAGAGUCACUCAACGUGUCGGUCCCGCCUGCGUCGCAGACCAUCGAUCUGCAGACGCUGUACAGCGUCCAGGGCUGGGAUUCGUACGCCUGGGCUUUUCAGGCGCGUGAGGAUGACGUGGCGGUGGUCUUUAGAAAUCCCGGUAUGGAGGACGACCCCACCUGUGGGCCCAUCAUUGAUGACGUGGCUAUUAAGAAGCUCUUUGUUCCGGUUAAGCCCAAAGAUAACGCAGUAGUGAACGGAGAUUUCGAAGAAGGCCCAUGGAUGUUCAGAAACGAGUCACUCGGUGUACUUCUCCCCACAAAUCUUGACGAAGACAUAUCUUCUCUGCCAGGCUGGAUAGUCGAAUCAAACAGAGCCGUUCGAUACAUAGACUCGUAUCAUUACUCAGUGCCAGGUGGCAAAAGGGCAGUCGAGCUUCUCUCUGGAAAAGAAGGCAUAAUAUCUCAAAUGGUCCAAACGAAGCCAGACAAGACCUAUAGUUUGACUUUCUCGUUGGGCCACGCAUCGGACUCGUGCAAGCAGCCUUUGGCUGUGAUGGCAUUUGCGGGCGAUCAAGCUCAGAACACACACUAUAGUCCUAAUUCGAAUUCGACUUUUCAGACGGUGAAUCUGAAUUUUAGUGCAAAGGCCGAGAGGACUAGGGUUGCGUUUUACAGCGUUUAUUAUAAUACGAGGAGCGAUGACAUGAGUUCGUUGUGUGGGCCCGUGAUUGAUGAUGUCAGAGUCGAACAAUCUGGUUCGGUCGUGACUAGGAUUGGGUUGGUCUUGCUUUUGUUGUGCCAAUUGGUGGUGAUUAUGGUUUUGGUUUAGUUUGGGAGAGUAUGUAAUUAAAUUAUUAAACCAAGUUUUUACUAUGUUUAUGUUGCAUUUUAAGGAUUUUGGAUUUUUAAGUGCUUAUU